GGAUAUUGCUGCAAAUUACUGCUCUUCUUAGUGUUGAAAAGGGAAAGACCAUCUUCGAAAUGCUUCCAUUUCACCGUUUACAAGGUUUCAGGUUCAAUUUGACACCUGAGUUGCAUCUCGAUAAAAGCAGUGCUAUAUUAAGACACGUAGAUCAGGAAUCAGAGUCUGAAGAAGUUGAACCUCCUCCUUUUCCGCCCAUCUCCACAGUAGCAAGUGAUGAUAAUCAUAGUGACAAGGCCGUUUUGUUGAAUUCCAUAUCUACAAUCCGAAGAGAACUGUCAGAACCAUGCCUUGGUUGGCCUCUACUUCGAAGAAAAUCUCCUGCAAUCCAGGAGUUUAAGAAACAUGAAGGUAGGGAUACAUCUGUUGUGGAAUGGAUAAUGAGCCUACCUGAUCGAGUUACCUUGGCUGUCAACCAGAUUUCUUUGCAUUCGAAUCAAACUAGCUUCAAUGACAAUCGCAAGAAUGAAUAUGGUGCAGAUGAUUCAGUUUCUUCGAAUGCAGAACCAAAUCCAAAGCCUGGUUGGCCUCUUCUCCGCAUUACAGCUUCCACUACUUCUAUUGAAUCACAGGAAGACGACUAUGGUGUACAAAUAGAAAAUUCGUUGCCAGCACUAAGAAAGAUGCCGAACAACUUGGCGCUUCGUUGCAAGCAGUUCACACUCAGGGAGCUUAAGCAAGCAACUUCUGGCUUCUCUCCAGAAAACUUGAUCGGAGAGGGAGGAUGCAGCAAUGUAUACAAAGGGUUUCUUCCCGGUGGCAAGCCAGUGGCUGCUAAAAUUAUAAAAUCGUACAAAGAAGCUUGGAGUGACUUCUCCUUAGAAGUUUAUAUUGUUUCUUCAUUGAAAAAUAAGCAUAUAACGCCCCUAAUUGGAGUUUGUGUUGAAAAUGAUUAUCUCAUCUCUGUCUAUGACUUCUUUCCAAGAGGGAGUUUAGAGGAAAUUCUCCAUGGUCAAAGCAGGAAAUAUGUGUUGCCAUGGGAGGUCAGGUAUAAAAUAGCUAUAGCAAUUGCUGAGGCUCUAAAUUACCUGCAUAAUGAAUGCUCACCGCCUGUUAUCCACAGAGACGUAAAAUCAUCCAACAUUCUUCUCUCUGAUGAUUUUCAGCCACAGUUAUCUGAUUUCGGACUUGCCAUCCGGGGAACAAUGGAUUCAACCAACAUGAUUGAUAGCAAUGUGGUGGGAACUUUUGGAUAUAUAGCUCCCGAGUAUUUCAUGGAAGGAAGGGUAAGUAACAAGAUCGAUGUGUACUCCUUCGGCGUUGUGCUUCUAGAAUUACUAUCAGGAAGGAGACCGGUUAGUUCAAAAGAUGUGGACCAACAAGAGAGCUUGAUCCAAUGGGCCAAUGCAUUAUUAGAGAGAAGGGAUCUCCAAGGAUUUGUUGAUCCAGUAUUAGACGGAGAUUUCGACGUUGCUCAAUCGCAUAGAAUGCUUCUCGCAGCCACCCUCUGCCUGAAUCAGUUAGAUAUACAUCGUCCAGAAGUGAGCCAGAUACUGCAAGUAUUACAAGGGAACAAGGAACCAACAGAGGGCUCUGAUUUCCAUGCCGCUUACAUGAAAGUGUCAAAAAACCAGGAAAAUGAUGGACUUCGCAAACUACAAAGCUAUCUUUCAGUUCCAUUAAGUGACGAUGAUUCAACAUCAGAAUGCAAAAAGCAUACGGGAAGAUGCAAAACUGGAAAAAAACGACGUUUAAUGCUCAAGGAAUAUCUUAAAAGAGAACAAUGAUGUAAAUGAAAAUAG
Messenger RNA from Hibiscus syriacus, 1742 nucleotides. Its product is annotated as probable serine/threonine-protein kinase PBL7. The transcript has 8 exons. Bases 60 to 1727 code for a protein of 555 amino acids. The record is from RefSeq and is a predicted model, not a curated record. Gene Ontology annotation, biological process: protein phosphorylation. Gene Ontology annotation, molecular function: ATP binding; protein kinase activity. NCBI's taxonomy places the organism in Eukaryota, Viridiplantae, Streptophyta, Magnoliopsida, Malvales, Malvaceae.